Molecule: messenger RNA, 645 nt
Organism: Panonychus citri (citrus red mite)
Lineage: Eukaryota; Metazoa; Arthropoda; Arachnida; Trombidiformes; Tetranychidae
Exons: 2
Coding region: 97-594 (165 amino acids)
Source: RefSeq, a predicted model, not a curated record
AUGCUGAUUCCAAAAAUGAAAACAAAAACUGAUCUUAUCUGAUUAAUUAGUCUCAUUAAUUAACAAAAUUAGUCUCUGUACACUUACAGCAUCUCUAUGCAGAAAUUUAACAGCUCAAAAAGUAAACAGUUGAAACGAACAACAAAAUCCUUCGAACAUUCAUUUUUUGAAACUUUUCUUAAUUACUCAGUAGUACUCAAUUCAAUCAAUAUGAAAGCUUUUCUUGUCUUGACUGCUCUUUUCUGUGUUUCAUCGAUCAACGCUAAACAUGUACCUGGACCAUUUCUGCACAUUGUUUAUGAGUCACUUGAUUUUGUCAAGAACAUUGAGAACAAUCUAACCAACUGGAAUAAUUCCGCUACUCUUCAAGAAAAUUUAGUAAAUGUUGUCAAGAAGUCAUUGGAACCUGAUUGGAGUCCCGAAGUGAUGGGUUCAUUGAAUGAUACCGUUAACAAAAUUGUCACCGAUGCUCUUAGUCUCUUUAAGUUACCUGGAUUCAAGUCAUGGAAGACUCUUGAGGAGAAUGCUGGGGAAUUGGCCGAAAACCUUAUUUACAAACCUCUUAUGGAGAUAUAUGAAAAACCAAAAGUUUAAAUUUUUUGGUGAAAUAAUUUUCACAUAAAAACCAAAUUAAACAGAGAAUAU